AUGGAUCCAUAUCGUGUUCAUUCAUCUGAACAAUUAUCUCAUACAUUAAAAACUGGUGACAAAAACGAUAUUCAUCAUCAGACAGCUUAUUUAUCGGAUAGUAGUGAAACAUCUUCAUCACGUGUAAUUAUACAGAGUGCAACUAAUACAUCUGAACAUACGUUGCCUCUUCGUAUUGUAUCAUCUCCUUUGUUAUUUCAAAAUCAAUCAUCGUCACAAUUGAUGACGACAAAUGAUAAUCAAAUUAUAAAACAUUCAUCAAAAGAAAAUUUAUCGUUUGGACAACGUACAAUUGAAACACAAACUGAACAGUGUUACGAUCCAUUUUUUUCAUCAAAAUCAAUACCAUCAUUUGCUGAAACACAAUUAUUAUCCGUUUAUUAUUUAAAUCGAACUGCAAACGAUAAAGAUCAAAAAUUUAAAGAUACGUGUAUAUUUACUGAACAACAAGAUCGUAUUCCUAAACGUUCAAAUAUUACAAUUUCUGAACAAGUUCGACAUCAGUCAAAUCGUAAUUUAUCAUCAAAAUCCACUCAAACACAAUAUACUUUUCUAAACACACAAUCAACUCAGACAUCACCAGGUGCAUCAAAAAAACAAAAUCAACAAUCACAACAAAUUUCACAUCUUCCUCGAUUAUCUACACACGGUAGUACAGUUAUUGUUGACGGUCGUUUAACAGCACAACAAACCAUUCGACAAGGACAACAACAAGGGAUACGUGAAACAAGUCCACUUUACGAACAACGUGUACGUAUCAAUUCUGGUAGUCAACGUUUAGCAUCAGCUGCUAUUGACGAUAAUCUAUCUUCUCCUGAUCUAUCACAAACAUCUGAUUUAGUCGAAGAAUCUCGUUACACAUACGAAGAAUAUAUAAUUCAUGUUGAUGAUAAUCAAAAACCAUUAGCACAACCUUCAUCCGACUCUCAGUUACAAACAACAAUGAGAAAACAAAAUUCAUCGUCUUCUACAACAACAUCUUCCUCUUCAUUAACAACAAUCAUUGCACAAAAUAAUCAGGUGCCUCAGCAAAUAACUACACGCGUUAUCCCUCCACAGACUACAACAUCUGUUACAUCAGUUCCCAUCUCAACUAAUUCUGGAAGAAAACUACCAUUAUCUCAGCCACAAACAACGCUAAGACAAGAACAAACAAAAGUCGUUACUCAACAGUUGCCACGUGACGCAGUAGCUAUUGAAAAUGUGGUUGAAAAACGGCUAGAAAAUCAAAAAAAACCUACAUCACAAAACGAACCCGAUUCUGACCGUACCAGUCAUUUGAGUGACGAAGGAAGUAGUAGUAUGUCUGGUUCAUUUACCAAUCGUGACUGGCAAGAAGAAAGUACAAUUUUUUCUCAAGCUCAAGCAUCCGGUCCAUACAGUUAUCAAACUGUUCCCGCAGGAAGAGUCUCGAGUUGGCCUCCGGCAUACGAACCAGGCUCUGAAGAUUUAGGCGCAUUUGAAACAUCCAUUUUACUAACUGAUAGUCAACAACAAGAACAAGAUGGUUAUCGACGCCCAUCAAAAGUACAGUUUAAUGAAGAAAUACAAGUAAUACCUUCGAGUGCAAAUAAUAGUAUUAGUGAAGAAUCAUCACAACAAAAUAUAGUGCCACCACAAAUUGUACCAAGAACAUCAACAAGAGCUCAAGAUAACGGUGAAGAUGAAGUUGAUAUGGAAAUAGAAGAAGAAGACACAACAACCGACACAGAUAAAGGGGCCGUUUCCUACGAUACAAAUAAGAAUGAGUAUUUAAAUUUAGCAAUACCAACUAGUCGUUUACAACGAGCAGGCGGGAUAACAAAUUUGAACGAAGUAUUGAGUGCAACAAACACAAUUUCUCUAAGACCUACUGGUCCACCUCCUCCUCCUCCACCUUUGGUACUACCUAUCAGCUCUCCAAUUGGAGUUGAUCCGGCAAAAGUUAGUGAAAAAUUACAACGUUUAGAUUAUAAACCUGAUCGUUUGCUUACCGAUAGCCCCACAGUCGUUUCGUCUACGACAUCACCUCGUCCACAUCAAACAGUUCCACAGUCAAAAUGGGUGAAAGAACGUUUGAGUUCACUGGAACACGAACAGUCAACACCAACUACCGGACGUGUCGAUAAAUUACGUAACCUAUUUGAAAAUCGUUCAUCUGAUUCGUCUACAUUAAAUAGUCCACCAUCACAACGACGUAUAACAGAUGAACCAGAAGAACGUCUAUCAAAACAUGGUGAUGAAGUACGAUUUCGGAUUACUGAUCAUCGUGUACCAACAACAACUACAUCAACUGUCAAUCGCUCACGUGAACAGAAUACAUAUCAUGCAUUACCAGCCAGAGUUGAAUCACCUAUCAAAUCGUUAAAUACACCGACCUAUUCUGAUUUUACCUGGAAUGAUCUAGUAGGACAAAAACAACAACAAAUAGCACCUCCGCCAUAUAAUCUUGAUGAUAUUCGUAAUAUAACAAAUAAUAAUCGAAUUAGGAGUCUUUAUGAUAUUGGCGAAUAUUUAAACGAUGGAAAAACAUGGAAAUGGAAUCAUACAUUUUGGUUAAAUUUAACACAACAUCAGCGUGAGCAAUUAAAACGUUUGCAAGAACAACAGAGUGCACAGCGAUUUCGUACAGACUCAGGUGAUACACAAAUUGAUGACAGUCAAGAAGAAGAUCAAGCGGCCGAAGCUGAUGUUGAAGAUAAUCCUGUACGUGAGCAUGUACAAAUCAGACGACAACGAUCACGUGAACAACAAGAUAAUCAACAAUUACCACCAACGCUCGAUAUUAAUGAUACAAAACGUUUCAAGUCUAAAAAUGAGGAUGCAGGUAUCACUGUAGCAGUUAGUGGAGCUGGAGCAUGGCAACAACAGCCUCAACAACAACAACAAUCAGGCAUAGCAAAAUAUAGUGAAAAUAGUGUUGUUCAUGAAACAAAACCUAAUAUAACUGUUUUCGGCACGGGUCCACAAACACAGACGUCUGCUUCUAGCCGUACAUCACGUGUGAAAACUGAACAAGUUCCACAACAACAGCAAGGUUUAAAAUUAAGUGAAUCAGUUGAAUCUGUAACAUCAUCACAAGAUGAUUCUCCUGUACAUACAAAAGGCCGUCGAGCACUGGAUACUUAUCGAGCGAAUACUAAAGAAGUGAAUACAAGAAGAAGACAUCCACAGCAACAGAUACGAACUAAUGAUUUUGAUCAACAUUCAGUAUCAUCCUUUGAACAGCAACAGCAGACAACUAUAACAUCAGGGAAAAAAUUGGACAAUAUUGGUGGUAUCAUUGAGUCAGGAUAUAGUUCUUCAGAAGAACCCGAUAGUCGUCGACAGAAAACACAAUUUCGUCCAUUCGGUGGUUCAGGACCGACAACAAUAAUCGAAGAAUCAUCUGUUGACCACCAGCAACUUCAUCCUCAGGCUCAACAAAGAGAGCGAAUUCGUUCAUCACAAGAACCAGGUCCAGAUCCAUCUGCGGGUAUUGCGUCUUUAAUAUCAACUAGUUCAAUGAUAGUUAAUUCGAAUGAUGUUUUAUUACAACAACAGCAGCAACGACAACAACAACAACAGCAACAACAACAACAACAACAACAACAUAUUUAUGAAAAUCUUCGUCCAGAUGCUAGAAAUCAAAUGGAAUGGCAAGAAUUAUCGAUCUUAAUGUCACAACAGCAACAACAAGAACAAGAACAAAUUAAACAGACUGUUGAAAAUGAUUUGAGCUAUGAAAAUUUUGUUUAUGAUUAUUUAUCAAAUAACUGUCGUCGUUUACGAGAUAAUAAUGGUAAUUUAGUAUUAUCCAUCGAUGGUCAACAAAUAAAUAUGAAUUUUCGUUUACCUGAUGUUGGACGUGGUCAUCCUAAUGAGAAUAUUGAUGCAAUAAAACUAUCUCGUGAUGUAUAUGUAGACUCAAUUGAUCGUAUAAUACAACCAUAUGAAACCGAACAAGGACAAUUAGUUAUAUUUAUUAAACAAGAACCUAUUGUUAUUCCUGCUGAUAAAUGGGCUAAAUAUAAAAAAAAAUAUUCUCAAUCACAAUGGAUUCGUCAAUUACCACGUGUUAAUCGAAAUAUACCAUCAGAAAUACAGCCUAACGUUGAAAAAUGGUUGGAAGAUAAUUCAACAUUUACGGAAUUACCACAAAAUAAUAAUAGUAUUUUUUUGAAUAUUGACGGUCAACGUAUACCAUUAAUUGGUAGAGGAGGUAAUCAUUUAAUUGAUUUAUAUAAUCAACGACAAUAUCGUUGGUCAGCUAUAUUAAAUUAUUUAAUAAGAAUUGGACAAGUUUCUUAUGAUCCUGAACAAAAACUUGUCACAUUAUGCAAUGUGGAAUUAGACGUAUCUGGAUUAUUAGAGCCAUCAUCUUCUCUGAUCAUUCCCAGAACAGUUAUAAAUGACCUUCAACGAGAACAAUUAUCGUCUUUUCUACGAACAGUUGAAGUUAAUUUUCAUAAUGAAGAUGGUUCACUAAUAAUUCAAUGUCCUUACAAUGAACGUUUAAUUAUACCUGGAAGUUUUGUAUCCGAACUCUUUCAAAAACAUGAAAAUGGUGAAAUAUUAAAUGCAAAUGAAUUAGCUAUUACUCUACUAGAAAUAUGUAAUGUUGAAGAUUUACCAAAUAAUAAUUUCCGUUUAAGUUUUGAUCAACGUUCAAUUACUAUACCAUCACAUGAUCGUCAGUCACGAACAUCACCAGCAAUAGCUCUUGAACAGCAAAUAUCUCAAGAACAAAUAGAUUCACAAUUAUUAAAAUGGUUUGAAACAAAUUGUCGAUGGUCAAGUGAACAGGGACGUGUAUUUAUUAUUAAAUAUCUACCAAAUCAAAUAGUUCGUAUUGAAGGACAAGAUGGUUCACGUUUAUCUCAUUUAUUUCAUCGUCAGGCAUUAAAAUUAGAUGAUAUUUUACGUUGGCAUAAAGCUAAUGCAAAUAUAAGUUUAAAUAAUGUUGAUAAUAAAUUGUCAUUAACUAUAUUACCAUCAUCAACAAUAAAAAUUGUUGAUAGUGAAAAAAUGAAACAAAAAUCAUCAUCAUCAAUGUUACCUACAAUGAGAAAAGAAAAUAUAUCAGAACUUCAUUUUCGUAUUCCUCUUGAAAUUGAACAAAAUAUAAGCGAAUAUGAAAAAGAAGAAGAAAUGAGAGAAAAAAGAAGAUCGAUAGUAAAUGUAAUAGAUAACGAUAACGACAACGAUGAAAUGACUACUAGACACAAUAUACAAGAACAGUUAGUUGUGCUUGAAACUAUUAAAUUAUUAUUAGAGAAUAUAAAUCAAUAUGGUAGUAUAACAUUAAAUUCAACCGGUGGAUUAUUAUGUUUUAAUUAUGAUAAUCAACAAAUUUUAUUUGAUGAAAAUGAAACAAAAUUAUUAUGUCAUGAUUUAGAAUUAAAUAUUGAUCGUGUAGCAAAAUAUAUUUAUGAUAAUUCACAAACAUUUAUUGAAGAUAAUGGUAGAACAUUAGUAAUUAAGCAAUUUCAUAAUAAUAUGUAUAAAUUUAAAAAUUUAAAUGAUAAAGUAAUUUUAUCGCGUUCAAAAAAAUUACGUUUAACAUUACCAAAUUUAAAACAACAAUCACCAAAAAUCGUUGAAAUUGAUCCUGAACAAAUUUCUCAAUUAAUACGUUGGUUAGAUCAAUUAAAUCGUCAACAUCUCAUAGUUAUAACUGAUCAAAAUGAUAUUAUUUUAAAUAAUGACACUAAUGAUGAAUUAUUUGUUGAUCAUGAUGAUGUUAAUGCCUAUAUGGAAUCAAAAUCUCAACAUAUUACAGAAGAUGAUGAACAUCCAGAAGUAAUUAGUAUGGUUGAUAUUGCUAAUAUUCUACUUAAACAUGGUUAUAUUGAUAAAAAUAAUAAAAAUUUAGUCUAUCGUGAUAAUAAAUCAGUGCCAUUAUCUGAUACGACAUUAUCAACAACACCACCACCACCACCACCAACAACAACAACAGUAACACCAACAACCGUUGAUAAUAACGAAAGACAACGUGAAUUAGAUUGGUUACAAUCAAUUAUACAUGAGAUACGUUCAAAUCAGAAAAAUAAUGAAACAGAAGUUGAUUUAUUCGAUGGUGAACGUACACAAAUUCUAAGAAUACCUUAUCAACAAUUAAAAACACCGCAAAAUAAACGUUCAAUUGCCGAAUAUUUAUUGAAAAAUGGACAUCUUCGAUAUGAUACAGAAAAUGAAAAUUGGGCCUAUCGUUAUAUUCCACCUGAUGAAAAUGAUAAUAAAGAAAAUACUAGUGAACAAAUAGCACAACGUUCACUCAUUUUAUCUCAUAUUCGACAUGUACAUAUCAAUGAAUCAACGGGAGAAAUUGAUUUAGAAUUUCAUAAUGGUCAACGUUUACCUAUACCUAAUGUGUUGAUACAAAAUAUUCGCGAUAGUAAUUUUGAUCGUUCAUACAUAAUCGAUAUGUUACUAAUAAAUGGAGGAUAUCUGACAGAUAAAAAUAAUACAUUUGUAUUUAAUAAUCAAAAAUAUUCAUUACAAGUACCAAGACCAAUACCGAAACAAACAACAACUGAAACACAAUUACAAACAUAUAAAUUAUCUACAAAACAAAAAACUGAAAUGUUAAGAAAAUUUAUCGAUCUUAUUAUUGAACAAGAUGGCAUGAAACAAGAUCGUACAAAUGGACUAUUAGUAUUACAAAAUCAAGAACAAGAACUUUAUUUUACACCUGAACAUACAGAACAAAUACGUUCAAAUAAUUUACAUCGUAGAGAUGUUGUUAAUAUACUUAGUCAACAUGGAACAAUAACACGUGAUGAAUUUCAAAAUAUUUUAUUACUUUAUAAUGAUCAAUAUAUUCAAUUACCACCAUCCGUAGUAUCAACAGAUCAACAACCAUUAUCAAAUGUAAUCAAAUCACUUGAACAACGUCUUGGUCCAGAAAAAAGAUCAAGAUCUGAAUCUGGUAUUGCCGAUACAAUAAAUAGUAAUAAUGAUCGAGAAUUUUAUCAACGUCUUAAUCAUGAAACACGAGAACAAUUUAUAAAUCGUUAUCAUGAAACAAUUGAUUAUAUGUGUAAACGUGAACAAAUAACAUAUGAUAAACGUAAAAGAUUAUUUCAAUUACGUUUUUCUAAUAAUAUUUUAACUAUACCCUAUGAUCAAUUAAAAUCAAUUAUUGAUCCAACAUAUGUUGAUAAUUUAUCGACACGUUCAACAAUAAAUUUACCAUUUGCUUCACAUCAAUUAUCUGAGUGGUUAUUAAAUAAUAGUGAUACAAUAAAAAAUUCACGUAAAGGAAAUAUAAUAUUAAUACAUAAACAAAAACCAUACGAAUUACCAUUGGUUAAAACAUCAAUACAACAAUAUCAAAGUUCAUUCGAUGAGCCAGUAAAAAAGAGUCAAUCAUCAUCAACAUUAAAUGCAAUUGUUAAACGUUUUGGUUUAACACCUGUUGCACGUCAACGACAACAACAAUUAUCUAAAAUUGAUAUGAAUGAUCCAGAUGUACAAAUGAAAUGUAUAUUAAAUAUAGUAGAACAUAUUGAUCAAUAUGGUGGUGCCAAUUUAGAUAAUAAUACAAAUGAAUUAAUUUUAUCAAUGACACCUGAUAAUCAACAAAAAUUAAUAAUUAAUGAAGAAUUAUUAGCCGCAUUAGUUAAUGAACAACCAGUUGGUAUAUCAAAAAAUAAAUUAGCUCAAUUUUUAUUAAGAAAUGGUCAUGUUGAAAUGGUAAAUACUGAUCCAUUACAAACAAAUAUUAUUUAUCGAUAUAAUAAUGGUCAACAUUAUACAUUUCCUAAUAUAACAAAUUGGUAUGAUGUUCUCACAACAGAAUCACAAGAAAAACGUAUUGUUCGAUUAUUAGGCGAAAUACUUGAUGUAAAUGGUAAAUGUUUACAACGUAGUGAUCGUUCAAUAGUAAUUUCAUUGCGUAAUGGAGAAAAAUUUGUUAUACCGGCAAAUAUUGGUUCACAAUUAAUUGGUCCAGUAAAUGGUCAAACAAUUGCAGUAUUAUUAACCAAAUAUGCCGAUGAUAUUCAUGAAGAACUAGAUGGAAAAAUAUUAAUUAUACGUUUAGGUGAUCAAACAAUACGUUUACAACAACGAAGACAAUUGAUGAGUCAAAAUCCACCUGGAACAAAAUUAAAAUUAUUAUUUCCAUUUAAUCGUCAAGCACGAAAUGAUCCAAUACAAAAAUCAGCAUCGACAAGUACAUUAGGUGGAAGUGUACAACAACCAGAUGCAAGUGGUGGAUAUGCUGUUGAUCCGUUAUUAAUGUUAGCGAAUUUUAUUCAUCGUGCUGCCUCAAUAUAUCAAGAUGAACGUGGUCGAUUAGUAAUUAAAAUGAAUGAAGAUGAAAUUGUUAUACCACGUAUUGAAGCCAUAAAUGCUAUUGAAACAAUAAAUACAUCUCCACAUCGUACGGGUACAAUUGUUGCACGCCUUAUCGAUCGUAUUGGUAAAGUACAAUCAAAUAAAUUAGGUGGAUUAAUUAUUACAAUCGGUAAAACAUCGUUUGAAUUAUCAAAAGAUAUUCUUGAUCGUGCUAAUCAAUUACAUAAAGAAACACUUGAUAAUGAAAAUGAUUUUGCUCUUGAUCGAGACUCAUUAAAUUCAGGUCUAAAUGGUUCAAUGACAUUAUCUCGACAACAACAAAAAUAUCCAUCUUCGUCUUUGCUACCUCUAUUAAGACAUUCUAAAUCUGUUGGCUCGUUGACUACAUCGGCAUCUACUACAACAACACGACAUCCUUGGUUUACUGAUGAUCAACAAAUGAUGUAUACACAAGAUAGUAAUGUUGACGGUCAAUAUCUUAAUUUAGAUAAUUAUAAUCUAAAUUGGCAAAAUUCUCCGCAUAAACACGGUUUACCAUGUGAAGUACGUACAAUAAAAAAUGUAGCACCGUAUCUAAAUAUAUUAGGAUACGUUGAAAAUGAUAAAAAAAAAGCGCUAACAAUUAAUGAUUUAACUAAAAGUCACCCAGAAAUGUUAAAAAAUGGAAAAUUUGAAGAUAUAAAUUAUACAAAUCGUCUAGAAAAUGAUCGAGCUAAAUCACAAACGACACUUUGUCCACGUCCAAGAAUAUUAGUUAUACCCGAUGAUGAAACAAUGUUAUCUUCAAAUCGUCGUACACGAUUUUAUGUUCAAUAUAUGUAUGAAAAUGAUGCUGUAUUAGGAACUGAUCCUGCUUACGUUAUGAUGUUACCUAGUAGAUAUCCGGUACUACCAACUAAUCCACAAUUAAUUGCACCACAUCAUUAUCGAGAUAUCGCAUUAAGAGAAGCGCCUGUGUAUGUACACACGAAAAAUGAAGGUCAAGUCAUGUAUGAGAAUUUGGCACAAUAUCUUUCAAUUGAGCAUCCUGAUGUAUCACCUAAAACUGUUCGUCGUAUGUUAAAAUUUAAUAAUCGUACAGAGUAUGAAGAAUGGUUAGGUCAUAAAAUGGCUCCAGAUGAGGCUAAAAAAUUGGCAAAUGCUUCAGAGCAACGAAGUGAUGGUGAAUCAAGAUAUAUCAAUGUUAAAACUACAGUGCAAGGAGAACAAAAUGAUGAUGAAAAUGAUACGGAUCAAGAUCAUGUUGACGAUGACGACGGCGAUGGUGAGAAUGCAAACAAUCUGUAUGACAGUGAUCAACGUAAUGUUAGACGAGAACAACGAAAUGAUAAUAUUUACUAUAAUUUAAAUAAUCGAAAUUUACAACAGCGUAAACAUGUUCAACCAAAUAAUUAUGAGAGAAAUGAUGAAGAAGUUGAUGAGAAUAAUAUUCCAUGGCAAAAUCAACAAGUAACAACUCAAAGAUCAAUACCACCUGUUUAUCAAAAUCGUCCAUCAAAUCCAACUUUAAUGCACACUAACGGUGCGUUAGGAAAUGUUCGUAACGAAGCAGAGCGUUCUCCAUCGACAUCUAGUAUUGGAUCAGAAAUGGUUAUAGCUAACAUGAGACAGUCAGAAGUACCCUCAUCAACUCCUCAAUCUAGAACAAAUCAUUUUCGUUCACAGCAAUCUCAACAAGUAAAAACACGAUUAAGUAGUUUAACAGAUCAAAAUUAUGGUCGACCUGUUGAACCAUCACGUCCACCUGUUAUCAAUAAAAGAAAUCGUCAAGAACAACAACAACAACCACAACAAAUUUCAACUCAGAGAACAGAACGACCAGUUUGGUUAGCCGGAAAUGAGCAAACGGCAUCACAAAUUCGCUAUAGCAGGCAUGCUGUUAAUGGUGAUGUCGAAAAAACUGCUAUACCUAGAAGUGCUACUUUAUCCGGUCAAAGCGUAGAUAAUGAAAAUGAUGGUCGCCACAGUACGUCUGUAUCACGAAGUGCAAGUGCCGCUGCAAAAGUUGCAACAACGAGUAUGAGCAAGUCAGAUACAAUGAAAUCGACGACGAGCAGUUCGGCAUCAAGUCGAGAACAUCAAACAACUUCAUCAAAUGAUACUAAUCGAAAGCCUGUUUCUGUAGCUCGUACAUCGAGCUCGGUAUCACCAACACGAAAAGAAGAGAAAAAAGAGAAAAAAUCUAAAUUUCGUACACCAUCAUUUUUGAAGAAACGAAAAGAGAAAAAGGAGAAAGAUAGUAAAACAUAA
Didymodactylos carnosus is the source of this 10512-nucleotide messenger RNA. NCBI's taxonomy places the organism in Eukaryota, Metazoa, Rotifera, Eurotatoria, Philodinida, Philodinidae. The record is from the annotation of a GenBank genome assembly.